UAAUGAUUUAGAUGAGGAGGAAACGCAAUGUCCCAGAGCCUAGCUUCAACGGUAGCAUGUUUAGCAACCCCAAUGUCAACACCCACUUUUGGAAAGAAAGGUGCUCAAACGAAAACCAACAUAAGUACAAAUCUAAUGUAAAAGGCAUUUAUUUGGGAAAAUUGACCAAUGUUCCUGUGACAAAUGACUUCGCCCAAAACGUGACGAAAAGGAGCUUUGAUAACCCGCUUUCAAUCCUUGAAGCCAUCCGAUCAGAGGAGAGUUUCCGGAAGGACAAGUUCCCCGGAAAGAGCAUUUUCGGAGCUAAAUCUUCUAAAGGAAAACUAGUCCUCCCUAUUGAGAAGAGGGAGUUUAAUCAUUUCUCUGACCGAAAAAUGGAGGUUAAGAAGUCUGAAUCCCACAAAUCGAGUGUUAAGACAUAUGACGAGCCAAACCAGAUGUCGUGGAUGACUACCUCAAUUAAACUUUCCCAGCCUGAAAUUAAGCGUUUCCAAUUCUUCAAAAACAAAAAUGUUGAGAGAAAACCAUACCAGAAUAAUGAGAAAAGUAUUGUUCCUGAAAAUUUUGAGAAAGACCACAAUAUCAGCAAUUAUGACUAUCUAAGUAAGAUCUCACAUCGAAAUAACAGUGUUGAGAAUAUCCUUGAGAGGAGAUCCAAGAUACUCCAGAGUACUGCCAGAGGUCGGAUCGAAAAGAGUCCUCACCACAGACAUCAAAAUAAGUCAAUGGUAUCAGGCAGAGUCAACCAUCAGAGUAUGAUGAGUCCUAUUACACCAUAUAAGAACUUGCACCAUUCUAUUAAUAAAGAACCUCUGAGAAACACUCCGAGACAGAGCCAUAUGUCCCUCAAAAGUAAAUACAAGAGUAAAAUGGGCUAUAUUCAGUCCGCAAUAGGCCUUUAAAUUACAAAAAGUGUAUUAAGGUACUUCCCAGGCUAUUUCAAUAAAAUAAUUGC
Molecule: messenger RNA, 955 nt
Organism: Moneuplotes crassus
Lineage: Eukaryota; Ciliophora; Spirotrichea; Euplotida; Euplotidae
Source: the annotation of a GenBank genome assembly